CCAGCUGUUUCGUUUUGACUUUCAGUUGUGGGAGCGCACCGUAAGAUACAUUUGCGAGCAGCGGUCGAACAUCGGUGAAAUUUGUUGCCAUAUUCCAAAAGAAAGCGAAAACUGAUGUGAUAAUAUAUGAAAAGUGAAUAGAUAAUUUGUAUAAAACGCAUUGGCCUUAUCAAAAGUGAGAUGAAGCAAUGAGAUAAGCGCCGAAAAUAUGCCCGUAUGAGUGUGUGCUGUGUGUGUGUGUGUGUGUUACCGCAGCUGCCAGCAUGUAUGUAUGCAUGUGUGUGUAUAGAAAUUGCACGAAUCUCAGCCGCAAGGCGCGCAGCAGCUCAACAACAACAACAACAACAAACGCGUUUUAAGUAAUUAACCAAUUGACGAACUGUUGCAAAAUGCUACAAAUUGACUACGCAACGACAACAACAAGAACAAGAACAACGAGGCGGCAGCAACAAUUCAAAUGUUGCCGUUAGAGAUUAACUGGACUUGGGGCGUCUGAGAAAAAUCGAUUGACCAACAAUGCGGAGCACAGACGAGGCGGAGGCAGAAACGAAAACAUUGCGCACUUGCAAAUUUAGCCAAAGAUGGCGCUAUAAAAGAGCUCGCCUAGUAGGCAUUUGCUAGCAACUCGGACCAAAACAAUGUCGAAAAUGAGAGGCCGUGUACUGAUACCGCUGCCCAAUACGGGGGCAAUGGGACGCAAACGCAAUAAUUUUUAUAUGCGCAGCGUCUUCAUCCUGGCGCUGUGCAUCUUCGGACUGCUGCAGUAUCACAAUUUCAACUAUCUGGACAGCCGAGAUGCGCUGCUCAGCGAUGCGUUGGCCAAUGACUCGGCGGAUGCCAUAUUGUCCAUGGUGCCGGCUCCGCUUCACAAAUAUCUGACGCCACACACGCGCAAUCACAGCGCGCCGGCGGCAGCAGCAGUGCUCCAACUCAACAGCAGCAUCUCCGGGCUAAGCAACUCUGGCUUUGCGGCGGCGGCAACCACAAUCAACUUUGAGGCUUACCGGCCGCCCAACAUCUCGGAGAUCAAGCGUCAGAUUGUCAGAUACAACGAGCUGCAGUUGGUGCUGAACGAGGACACGUUCGGGCCGUUGCAAAACGAUUCUGUGAUAAUUGUCGUGCAGGUGCACACGCGCAUCAAUUAUCUGCGCCAUCUGAUUGUCAGCCUGGCGCAGGCCCGCGACAUUUCCAAGUCUUUGGUGGUGUUCUCGCACGAUUUUUACGACGAUGACAUCAACGAUCUGGUGCAGCAGAUCGACUUCUGCAAGGUGCUGCAGAUAUUCUAUCCGUACUCUAUGCAAACGCAUCCGCACGAAUAUCCCGGCGUCGAUCCCAACGACUGUCCCAGGAACAUCAAGAAGGAGCAGGCUCUCAUUAGCAACUGCAACAAUGCAUUGUAUCCGGAUCUCUAUGGCCAUUAUCGCGAGGCCAAGUUCACGCAGACCAAGCAUCAUUGGUGGUGGAAAUCGAACCGCGUCUUCAACGAGCUGGAGGUCACUCGGUUUCAUACGGGUCUCGUUUUGUUCCUGGAGGAGGAUCAUUAUGUCGCCGAGGAUUUUCUCUAUCUGCUGGGCAUGAUGCAGCAGCGAACCAAGGAUCUGUGUCCGCAGUGCAACAUCCUCUCGCUGGGCACCUAUCUAAAGACAUUCAACUAUUAUACGUACCACAGCAAGACUAACAAAAAAUCGUAUGCUUCCUCGCUGAUCUCGUCAAACAGUCUAUUAGGAUCAAAUAGGAAGAAUAAUUACAGUAAUAACAAUAAUAAUAACGGUAGAAGCUUGCCUGCCUCCUCAUCCAGCACUUCAUUAAAGAAUGCCAAAGUCUAUGUGGGCGACACCGUUAACGCCGACAAAAAUAACAACAACAAUAAUAAUAUUAAAAACAAUAUGAACAAUAAAAGAACUAGCCACAUGAACACUGUCACCGCCGCAUCCAACACAAAUGAUGUCAAUAGCAAUUACAAUAACAAUAAUAAUAAUAAUAAAAAUGGUGCACAAACAUGGAACUAUCAUGUCCUGCCGUCAUUGUAUUCCGUCUAUCAGAAGGUAGAGUCAAUGCCCUGGAUUAGCAGCAAGCACAACAUGGGCUUCGCCUUCAAUCGCACCACCUGGACGAGCAUCCGGCGCUGCGCCCGACACUUUUGCACCUACGACGACUACAACUGGGAUUGGUCCCUGCAGCACGUGUCCCAGCAGUGCCUGCAGCGGAAGCUGCACGCGAUGAUUGUCAAGGGACCGCGCGUCUUCCACAUCGGCGAGUGCGGCGUCCAUCACAAGAACAAGAACUGCGAGUCCAAUCAGGUAAUCUCCAAGGUGCAGCAUGUGCUGCGCAUUGCACGCAACUCGCAUCAGUUGUUCCCGCGCUCUCUGAUGAUGACGGUGCCCAGCCUGAUCAAGAAGUCCAAGCUGCGCAAGGGCAACGGCGGCUGGGGCGAUUUGCGCGAUCAUGAGCUCUGCCUGAACAUGUCGUUGCCGACGAGAUAGAGCUGAUAAAACCAAAAAAAAAAAAAAAAAACUAAGCCAAAAAAUGGCUAAACUAGUUAAUAUAUAUAUUAGCUUGUAGUUGCGUAGAACAUCAUUUUAAGUAGCUGCCCGAAUUAUACUCUAAAGUACUCUUUAGGCUAAAUGCAACAUCUGAAAGUACUCGAAAGUACUCUAAGCUAAAAGCAGCAUCUGAAAGUACUCGAAAGUCCUUAAGUUAGAGGAAACAUGAAAGUACUCGAAUUAUACUCGAAAGUACUCUUUAAGCUAGAGGAAACAUAUAAAAGUACUCGAAUUAUACUCGAAAGUACUCUUUAAGCUAACAAUAACAUCUGAAAGUACUCGAAAUCGCAAUCAACGCUAAAUUGUGCAUUAUAUGCAACUUUUUAUACAUAUAUAUAUAUUUAAAAACAAAAUCGGAACAGGAGAACUUAUUAUAAAAUGCUGCACAAUUAAGUUUAGCCUCUAGUCAGAUUUGUCUAGGCAACAGAAUGAAAUUUCAUACUAUAUAUACAAUAUAUAUCAUUUAUUGUUUAGGUUCCGUCCAAUGUUAAAGACCGAACUGUUCCCAUUAAACUAUCACGAACAUUUCUACUAUAUAUCUAUACCUUUACAUAUUUUGAGCAAAAAAAAAGAAACCCCAGAUUGUGCCGAAACAAAGUCAAGUUUAGUAACAGACCAUAACGCAUAAACUAGUCAUAAUAAAUAUAAAACUAAAUCCGACAUGCAUGGAAAUCAGAUAAUAUAACAUGGUAAAACUCUUCAA
Messenger RNA from Drosophila virilis, 3246 nucleotides. It is a transcript of the gene Mgat2, whose product is annotated as alpha-1,6-mannosyl-glycoprotein 2-beta-N-acetylglucosaminyltransferase. Lineage: Eukaryota; Metazoa; Arthropoda; Insecta; Diptera; Drosophilidae. Gene Ontology annotation, molecular function: alpha-1,6-mannosylglycoprotein 2-beta-N-acetylglucosaminyltransferase activity. Gene Ontology annotation, cellular component: Golgi membrane; Golgi stack. Gene Ontology annotation, biological process: protein N-linked glycosylation; oligosaccharide biosynthetic process. The record is from RefSeq and is a predicted model, not a curated record.